GUCCUUAACUAAUUUCUAACCCAUCCGGUCGCCCAUUGACCUGCCAGGUUGCAUCAAAGAAGAAUCCUCGUCGACUUCCUCGCCCCUCCUCUUCUCCCGCAGGCGGCAGUGGCAGACUGGUGAUCAUCACGGAUUUCAGUUGAUCUUUCUCGGGUUUUUUCGGCCAUCAUCACGGUUCAUGGAUUUUUGGAAGGCACUGCUUAUAUGAGGGGAAUAAAGUUUAGAAAACAUAGGUUGCCCCGCUGCACCUGGUACAAUAACAUCCUGUCCCAUUGUUCACUUGACUUUCAAGACUCAAUCUGGGAAAAAGUGUCGUUGCUUCUAUAGUUAUCAGCUUUCUCAUAUCUGCGACCAGAUCUCAUACGGAAUCUUGUGGCUUGUGCGGAGUAGAAACCGAUCAAUUAAAAUUAUUCUGAUAAAAAGGGAAUAUCAUGGCUACUAAGGAGUUAUCGAUGAAGCUCCUGAUUGAUGCCAAGGCUCAGAAAGUCUGCUUUGCCGAGGCUGACAAUGAAGUUGUCGAGUUCCUAUCCAGCCUCCUAUGCCUCCCGAUGAGCACCGUCAUCAACCUGCUCACCAAAGAGCGUAUGGUUGGCAGCAUUGGGAAUGUCCUUGAUAGCCUGGAGACGCUCGAUGCCACGUAUGUAUUCUCAAGCAAGGGCAAGGAGCCCUACAUCAAGCCAACAAUUUCCCCCGGUAUGCUCUCUCCUUUGCAACAGCUGAUGGGGGAUGCACAGUUAAAUGCCUGUUGCAGGUUCUUCACCUGUGAGGGGACAAGAUGCUGCUACAAAAGCCAUAGUUGUGGGUAUUUUUCAGUUGUUAAAGGCAGCAAAUGCCCAAGUUGCUCCACCGGAAUGAACAAAGCUAUGCCGCAUGUCAAAAGUGAGGGGUUUGUGGUCGGGACAGCCACGUAUACAGUCAAGGAUGACCUCUCGAUGAUACCGGCGUCCAGUGUGGCAAGCGUUGCCUUGCUCGCGCAGUGUGGUGUCAAAGACCUAAGCACACUGCAAGAAAAAAUGGUGAAGAUUGGCAAGGAAGAGGCUCUGGACAUACUCCUCGCUUCGCUGAAGUCCAAGACGGUCCUGACUGAUGUCUUCCUUCAGACAAGAAAAGCUCGUUGCAAGAAGGAAACGGUUGCUUAGUCAUGCGGCUAUGCCUCAGUAAAUUCACCAGACAUGUCAUGCACAAAUCACCAUAUGGCCUGGUGGAUGAGUGAGUUGUGAGCUGCCGGUCUGUUUGCAUUGUCUGGCCAUUCUCUAGGUUAGUGGACCAAAGCUAGUAGGCUGCUUAAAUUAAAAUCUCUGUUGACAUCAUGUACCGUGAGAUGUGUGCCACUUUUGCCACCAGAUUUUUAGGAGAUUUUUUAGGAAGAUAUUUGUAUGAACCUUUUUUGAGGGAUUUGA
Molecule: messenger RNA, 1400 nt
Organism: Triticum aestivum (bread wheat)
Lineage: Eukaryota; Viridiplantae; Streptophyta; Magnoliopsida; Poales; Poaceae
Exons: 5
Coding region: 432-1139 (235 amino acids)
Source: RefSeq, a predicted model, not a curated record